Thrips palmi is the source of this 10830-nucleotide messenger RNA. Its product is annotated as mucin-5AC-like. Gene Ontology annotation, cellular component: microtubule organizing center; filamentous actin. Gene Ontology annotation, molecular function: protein binding. The record is from RefSeq and is a predicted model, not a curated record. Gene Ontology annotation, biological process: actin cytoskeleton organization. NCBI's taxonomy places the organism in Eukaryota, Metazoa, Arthropoda, Insecta, Thysanoptera, Thripidae. The transcript is spliced from 25 exons. Bases 477 to 9584 code for a protein of 3035 amino acids.
AGUCCCCGAUCAGCUUCGCCAGAACGCAUAGCAAAAGCAGGCCGCUCCCCCAGCAGCACAAGGAACGCCUGGACAAGGCUUGCACCGCGCACCGGCACCGGCCCGGCCCUCGGGCCCAACCUGGCACCCUCCUCCGACCCUCCCAGUGACCAAAACCGCCAUUUCCGUGAAACUCGUUCCGGGGAGCCACCGCCCCCGCUCGCCGGCGUUCCGCGUGUCUGCCACCGAAGCCAUACCACCCCAGUGAGCGGCCACCCACGCACUGCACCACCCGGACGGCGCGGCCCUAGGCCGGCCUGCAAUCAUCGAACUCGAACCCCUCGACCUCUGGAACCUGGAACCCAGAGGAGUUGGCAGCACUGCCGAACAAAGUGACAUUCGACUGAGGAUCCGACGCCCGGAGCACCACCGCCACCCCGUCCCAGGAAGUUGCCAACCCGCGCCAGCAAAAGGGGUGGCGGGGCCAAACCGUAACCAUGACGACGGAGGUGACGUCUGGCUCCGGAGGGGGCCAGGAGCUGCAGAUUAUCUCCAACGACGUGGGCGGGAUCCAAGAUGAAGACCUGCUGCGCAGAAUGUGGCAGCAAACCGAAGACUUCGGCCGCAAGAAAGAGAUUCGCGCCAGGAUGUACAAACUGCGCGAGCAGCGCCUCAAAGACUUCUACACGACCGGCGAGGUGCUGCGGGACCUGCAGACGGUGACGGACGCCGACGGCCACGCGGAGCGGCACCACCAGUCACAGCAGAUCAUCUCCAAGAAGACGGCCUCCUCCUUCUCGUCGAUGAAGGAGGGCGGCGAGAUGAUGCGUUCGCACACCGAGUCCAUCCAGGGUCAGGGCGGCUACACGUCGCUCAAGUCGAAGGAGGUGCGCGACUCGGAGUCCCCGACCCGCGACCUGCACCGCCGCCAGCAGGACUACGCCCUGAGCACCUCCGCGACGACGGGCGGCACCGGCACCUGGAAGGUGGUCCGGGAGUCGUCCUCCGCGGCCUAUGACUCGGCCAACGACCUGGGCGUGGUCACCACCAGCAGCAGGACCGAGAAGGGCGGCACCGUCGCCGUCCCGGCCGGCCAGGCCGCCCUGGUGGCGCCGUCUGGCAUGCAGCUGGUGGACUCCGGCGAGACCGUGAUCCACAACGCGGACGGCAGCAUCACUCGCCGCCAGUCCGCCACGUACAAGACAUCCAGCACCGCCACCAGCAGCAGCAGCCAGCAGCAGCAGCGCGCCGUCAGCUCGUCCACGACCUCCAGCUCCAAGGCCGUCACCACCACCAAGUCGUCGACGACGUCCAGCAGCGACCAGCCUGGAGUCGUCAUCAAGGAGAUCAGCUCCACCUCGUCCGCGGACCAGAAGACGAAGGGCGACGCGACGCAGAGGGUGUCCACCACCACGACGUCCAGCAGCGGCAGCCGAGUGGAGCAGCAGGCAGGCGUGGACCAGCGCAUCAUGACGGAGAUCGGGAAGCUGGACUCGUACUUGUCCACGCAGAACGCGACUGGGUCCACCAACACCCCCGUGAGCCCGCGCAGCGUGUGUUCGGAAGCCCCCGGCGCGGCGCCAGCCGUGCAAGCCAAGAGCGAGUUCGUGUUCGAAUCGAGUUCGUCCACCACGGCGACGUCCGCCGCCACCAAGGAGAGCAACAGACUGAGCAGCACCGCCACGACGGCUACCUCCACCGUGACAGCCACCACCGACCUGGACGCGACGCCGCAGCCAAAGUAUGCCGCCGCGAACGGCGACGUGCAGAAGACGGCGACCACCGUCAUCGAGCAGCGCACGACCACCACACUAGAAAGCGACAAACGAACGAACGACUCGACCAGCCAGCACCAGCGGCCCAGCAGCCAACCCAAGUCGCAGCCGCAGAGGCCGCGCACCGAGGUGGACGCGGACCAGUACGUGACAACUUACGCGUCCUCCUACAACAGCAAGCGCAUCAGCGAGGACCUCAGCCCCACGCACCAGUACUUCGCGAGCGCGCUGCGCGCCAGCCCCGCGCCCAGCUCGGCACGCGCCACACCCACACGCGCCCUCGACUCCCGGGGCUCGGUGGACCGUGAGGCCACCACGUCGUCGCGGCCCUCUUCACGACCGUCGUCACCGAGGAAGAGCAGUCGGGGUGCGACGCCGGACAGUAACAGGGCGUCGCCGUGCAAAGACAAACCGCGAGGACCCUCUCCGACCAAGUCCGUCACGACCAGCUUCGACUCGUCGACCAUCAGGCGCAGCAGCAGCACCAGCAAGGACAAGCGCCGCUUCACGUCCAGCGCGUCUCGCGCCGCCACGAAGAAGCGCUCCGGCACGCCCGGCGCCUCGCCCCGCGCGAGCCCCACCCGGGAGGGCACCAGGCCGCGGUCCAGGUCCCCCACGUCCAGCACGGCGGACGACAGCGACGCCUGCCUCUCGACCGCGGGUCGCCGCCGAAGCAACAGCAAGACGUCCGUGUCGUCGUCGGCCACCUGGACGCACGAACUCGCCCGCAAGUCGUCGUCGGAGACCCUCAAGGGGGGUUCCACGAGCAAGGAGACGUCGCCGGUGCGCGACGUGCCCUCCAAGCCGCAGCCCUCGGCGUCCUUCACGCCGUCCGCCCCGUACAAGCGGGAGAAGUCACCGGAGUACAGCUCCGACGGUUCGCUGGCCAGCGAACUGUUCCAGCGCGCGGAGCGCGGUGAGAAGAAGGACGCCACCAGCCCCGACCGCUUCACCCCCAUCAAGUGCUUCCGGACCAUUCCCGAGGGCGGCGUGCUCGAGCCCAAGAAGGACUCGGAGGUCGUGACCAAGCAGACGGAGACCGCCAUGUUCAUCCGCGAGGAAGCCCGCCGCACCGCGCCGACAGUGUCACCGUCGCGGACCUCACCGCCCCGACGCACACCCACCAGAGAGCCACAGUCGUCCAGCAUCUCGCCUUGCACCAGCCCCGAACGCUCGCCGGUACGCCCCGCCACCGCCCCGCCCUCCAGGCCGGGAGCGGUAGCACAGCGGCCAGCGGGGCCUUCUGCAGCCCCAACCAGGGCAUCCCCGCGUACACCUACUAGCAGCCCGGAGCGCUCGCCUAUUCGCAAACCCGCGGCCGCGGCGCCAGCAUCGCCGUCAAAGAAGCCGACGAGGGUGACCAGCAUCCCCAGGGCGGCGGGCCAGCGGACCCAUCCUGUCGGCAAGCCCACGCAGCGGCCGCGCGACGCGUCCGCGCCCGUCACGCCCUCCAGGAAGGUGCCCGGCCAGAGGCGGUCGUCGUCGUCCAGCCCGGAGCGGCCCAGGUCCACGGCAGGGCGGCCCGCGGGGAAGCGCCCCGUAGACACGCGCACGCCGUCGACAUCCUCCCUGCCCGCCACCAAGAGGCCCUUCGCAGACAAGACCAACGUGCGCACUCCGAACGUGCGCGUCCCUGCACCGAGCCCCAGUCCCGCCAGGCCCGCCGCCAAGCCGGCUCAGCCCUUGCCGUCCAAGUCGGCCUUCGUGAGGACAACCCCGCGACCAGAGGACGCCGACAAGGACAAGCCCAGAGGCCACACGAGGACACCGUCGUCGCACCGGCUGUACGGCGGCAUGUCCCAGGAGGUGUGCGGCGCCUGCCACCUCAAGCUGGGCGCCGAGAAGGACACCGUCCAGUGCACGGCGGAGUGCAAGCGCAAGUUCCACGUGCGAUGCGUGGCGAGCGGUGAGGACAUCAAGCUGGUCAAGCUCAAGAAGAACUGGCGUUGCGUGCGCUGCGGUGGAGACUCCAUCAAGACGACCUCCAGCACAACAAAGAAGACGACCACCAUAACUAAGACGUUGACCAGACGGCGGUCGUCUGACGGGAGUCGCAAGCGCGUCCCCUUUCUCGCCGACUCGGGCGCAGAGAGUGACCGCUCGUCCGCGGCCAGCCCGCCUCUGCGGCCCAGCGGCGUGGCCCUGACGGACAUCAAGACCACCACCACGUCCAACAAGAGGGAGUCCAAGGACCGCAUCGACCUGAGCGCACUGUGCGGCGUGGUCAAGGACAAGACCAUCUCCACGGGCGACUACUACAGUGACCUGGAGAACGAAGCGCCCCCUGAAGAGUUUCUUGUCGACGAUGACGAUGACGACAUCGACCUGACGUCCACCACCAAGCAGACGACGAAGACGAGCAGCAAGCGUGAGCAGAACGAGGCGUUCCUGGAGGGCGAGCGGCGCGGGACGAGGCAGGAGUCCCGACUGGACAGCCUGACGCGCACCAACAGCGACAGGAACGUCGUCAAGAAGCAGCCCGCCCCCACGCCCAAGCGGCAGUCCUCGAAGCCUGAGCUGGUCACGGGCACCACGACGACGACCACCAGCACGAGCACGUCCAGGAUCUACGGUGGCACCGUGCUUGAGGUGUGCGGCGCCUGCCACCUGAAGCUGGGCGCCGAGAAGGAUACCGUCCAGUGCACGGCGGAGUGCAAGCGCAAGUUCCACGUGCGCUGCGUGGCGAGCGGUGAGGAGAUCAAGCUGAUCAAGCUCAAGAAGAACUGGCGCUGCGUGCGUUGUGGAGGCACCACAGAGCAGACCAAGAAGACCGUCGAGAAGGACAAUUCUCGCAGCAAGCUCACCGUCAAGGUGGACAAGGUGUCGGGGAAGCAGAACGCCACCAGCGAAAGGCGUGGCAGCAGCAGCACGACCACCACGACGGUGACGUCCUCCACCAACCAGACCUCCAUGACCAACGGGCACCACCGGCGCGAGGAGUCAUUCACUUCGGGCGACGAGACAGACGUGCCGAACGCGGACCAGACGGACACCCCCACCGGCGUGGACGCCUACAUGUGGGAGCUGGAGGACAUGCGUCGCCGGCAAGAGGAGCAGUACGCGCGCAAGGUGACGGACAAGGAGAACGUGCUCCUCAACGCCACCAUUCACGUGCAGCUGCCCAAGUCCUCGCGGGAGUCCUCUCCGGACGGGCGGCCCGGCGGGCGCGCCCCCUCCGUGUGCACGGCCGGUGAUGAGUCGGACAGCAGCCGGCCGCGCUACGCGGACCGCGUCAGCGAGCCGGGGUCGGACGAGGAGGGCCCCGGGCCGCGGCAGGGCUCCGUCAACAAGCUGCCCCAGCUGGACGAGCGCAGGUCCAGCGAGCAGCGGGAACUGGAGAACAACGAGGACGACGAGAACGACGUGGCGAACCUCAGUGUGUCGGACAAGGUGAAUCGCUUCAUGGAGAGCUCCCGCACGCUGUCCAUCUCGGAGCUGAAGACGCCGCACCGGCCGGCCCCGGCCACCGACAGCCCCGGCAACGUGAGCAAGGCGAAGGCCAUGUUCGAGACCAUCGCCAGCGGCCAGACCGUCACGGAGAAGCUCGAGACGCAGGAGGAGCACGAGUCGCAGCAGAGCGCGGACGCCACGACCAGGCAGAGGGACGUGCUGAGCCGCCCGUCGAUCUUCGAGGGCCGCAAGGUGCUGACGGAGACCACGGUGGAGACCACCACCACCACGGCCACCGCGCCAGUGCUGCCGCCAGGCGUCACCAUCGCCAAGGACACGAUCCCUAGGAAGCGCUCCCCGUCCCCCGAGCCACCUAGCUUCGCCCUUACCUUCAGCCCGAAGCCCGUCGCCGAGCCACAGCCCUCGGCUCCGCAGCCCGCACGCCUCAACGGCCACACGACACCCGUGCGUCAGGACUCGCUGCCGAAGGACAUCAAGACCGCCCCGAAGAAGCCAGACGCCAGCAGCCCCGCCCGCAGAGACUCUGUGCGCAGGGAGCUCUUCCCCGACACCAGCAAGAAGACGACCUCCACGACCAAGACGGCGACGUCCUUCUUAGACGGCGAGCGCCGCAGCUCCCUGCAGCAGCGGACGGACACGAGCUCUACCAUCAAAACGACAUCGUCGACCUCGUCCUCACGCACCGCGUCCCCUGUCAAGGACGUCGCGAGCAAGGCGUCGUCGCCAACCCGGUCCCCGGCCAGGUCACCGUCGCCGCAGCGCAGCCAGCCCAAGCAGAUCGACAUCCUGAGCAGACCGUCCAUUUUCCAAGGCCGUAAGAUGAUGGCCGCGGCCAAGGAUUCUACAACCUCCACGACCACCACCACGUCUAGCACGGCGACGACCCUCCCGGAGCAGCCCAAGAGCCCCACCAGGCCGAAGGCCUCCUCGCUGGACCGGCCCACGGAGAGCAGCCUGGCGCGCGGCACCAAGUUCGGCGUGCACCUCCGCAGCACCGCGACCACGGCCUCCACCGCGUCCACCACGACCAAGGCGGCGGAGCAACGCCGGGGCAGCGCCGUCUUCCUGGACGGCCAAGAGGUGGACAUCGAGGAGGUGUACGACCUCGAGUUCCUCGAGACCAUCUUGGAGCGAGUAGUGGGCUACGAGCAGCGCCGCCGCAUCCGCACCCAAAUUCGCAAGGCCAAGGAGCGGCUGGAGGGAACCGUGCAGGCGGAGCAGGUCCUGAGCAAGGACAAGCAGGUGAAGCAGGACGGCCGCACCACGUCCACCACGACGACCACCUCCAGCAAGUCGGGCAACACGGUCACGGAGAAGGUGACGACCACCACCACGACCAAGUCACCCACCAGCAAGGUCGUCACCACCCGGGUCACCACCACGUCCAGCACGACCAGCGGCACCAGGUCGCCGACCAAGGGUCUUUCCUCGACUUCGCCGACGCGGUCCUCCCCGUCACGGUCGUCCCCGGAACGGUCUCCGAGCCGCUCCCCUGAACGGUCCUCCACUAGAAAGUCUUCCACGUCGUCGACGUCCAAGGCCAGAGACACGACCGACUUCCGCCGCUCGUCCACGUCGUCUACCACCACCACCAGCAUGACGACCAAGACGAGCUCCAGCAGCAGCGCCGGCCGCACCAAGUCGCCGGCCUCGACGCCCGGGCGCCUGGCGGGCCGUGAGUCGGCCAGGGAGGCCUGCCCGACAGACUCCAUCACGUCGAGCUACGGCGUGGGCCCCACGGACGACAGGGGCAGGCCGCUGUUCGGCCUCAAGGCCCUGCGCCGCACCAACACGAACCGUACGCUGCAGGACGCCGAGCCCACCGCCGAGGCCCCGAAGCAGGCGACGACCGCCGCGUCGACGAGACCGCGCGCUGCGGACAUCACCGACUCCACCGGCCUGCCGCUCUUCGGCGGCCUGCGCGCGCUCAAGAUGAACAGCACCACGAGCUCCACCACCACGUCGAGCACGGUGGACCACCGGAACGGCCUGAACGGCCACGCCGGCCCCGCCUCGCCGCCGCUGCGUGACCUGGUGCAGCGCCACGAGGACCUUUCCCGAGAGUCGUUCCUCGACUCGCGGCGCGGCAUCCUGAAGAAGCCCAGGGAGGAGAGCACCUCCUCGUCGUACUCGCGCUCGACCGUCGUCAGCCAGCGGCAGGUCGUGGCCCCCGACGGCACCGUCUCUCUUACCAGGGACGUCAUCCGAGGCGAGACUGUCGCCAAGUCCGGGCAGGAGCCCGUCACCAACGUCUCCCGUGAACACUAUGCUUAUGAAUCUCCUGAACCGAGGACCCUGUCAAUCACCCAGCUUGACAGCGAGGAAGAGGAGGUUCGUGGAAGCAGGAGGAGUUCACCGUCGCCCGACCGCGUCCUCAUCGAGUCCGCUCAAAGCUCCAAGAGGUCAUCUCGAAACUUUGAAGAGGACAACAAAUUUAGCAGCUCCUACCGCAGAACGUCCGGCCAGGAUGAGUUCAUCCGGCAGGAGAAAGGCCACUCCGCCCAGGCGGCCCCCAACGGCGACGAGGCGGACAGCCGCGCUGCCGACAAGGUGGCCAGGCAGGGGUCCGGCCGAUGGUCCAACACGGUGACCAGCAAGAAGACUGAGGGCGGUGCCACCACCCACUCCACCACCACGACCACGAAGGAGCGCCGCGCGUCGGGCGGGGUCACGUCUGAGUCGACGUCCGUCUCCACCAAGAGCACUACCUCUAGCCACAGUUCAUCCCCCACACGAAAUGAGAAAUCUCCCAGCAGAGAUUCAGCGAAAAAGCAAACGAGUGAUAAAUGGUCUUCGGGCAGCACCACGGAAUCGAAAUCCUCGAAUCGGUUCUCGUCGCGCACUUCGACCUCUCGAACCAGUAGCUCUUCCAAUCUCGAACGACGACGGUCCUCUGCCGCUGAGGACGUGGCCGAAGAAGGGUCCAGCGCCUGCAGCUUGAUCAGGACCUCGCAGCGGGGCUCGGUGCGAGCUCUGCAGGAGAAGUUCCAGAAGGCAGCAGCCGAGAGCGCUGACAGCACCCGAUCAAACCGCUCUUACCCCAAGGCGGGGCUAAUCUUCCGCUCAGCCAGCUUCCGCUCAAACAGUGGAGAAGGCUCGGCGCCUGCCACCCCGACCUCGCCAAACCAGCCGAGUGCGCCGUCCACGCCGGAAGCGGGUCCGAACCCGACCCUCAAGCAGUCGGCCUCCAUGGAGGUGCGCGUCGGCUCCCCGGUGGCGUCGCCCCUGCCGUCCACGCCGGGCAGCACCGCCACCGAGUCCAGGUCCUUCCUCAACGACCGCACCGCCGUGACCGACGUCCAGGACGUCCUCACCAGGAUGCGCAACGCCGACAUUGUGGUGGAGAACGGGGACAGCGCGGAGGACCAAGCGGCCCGGUCGCUACUCAACAAGUUCCUAGGCGCGUCUGUGAUCCUGCAGGGCAUGGAGCCCCUCGUCGGCGACAAGCACACGGCCGCCUCGUCGACCUCCACCAGCAGCGCCCGGCGCACCAUCGUUGGCGGUGGCGGCACCACCUCGGCCGCGCUCGUCAGCCAGGUGGAGCGGCAGCGGCUUAGCGGCGCCAAGCAGGUCAUCAACGGAGCGGCGAAGGACCCCAUCUCAGACUUGGACUCCAUCUGGGACGAAGGUCACUUACGGACUUUGCUGGACGCCUGCUCGGACUACGAGGGCCGCCGCAAGAUCCGGGCCCGCCUCCGCACGGUCAUGGCUGAACAGAAAGCCUGCGAGGGCGUCGUGGCCGCGGCACACCGAGACGAGAACCGAUCGCUUGACGGGGACACUGCUUCGUCGGCGUCCUCUGUGCACGGAAAGAGCGAGUCAUUUAAAAGUUCUACCUCAACUGACGCCAAUAGCACAACUCAUACAGAAGUGAGGACAAAGACGUCUCAUUUCAGCUCAACGAGCAGCAUGGCUACUAACAAAGGUGGACCCCCUAAGCCCAUCUCCCCAUUUGCCAAAUUCCAGCAGCUGGAUCGUCAGAAUUCAGCAGCUUCAGCUCCCAGCUCCCCUAAGACACCCAGUACACCUGGUGCUCCGGGCAGCCCCAUAUUUAAAUUCACCGAUCCCAAGUUGGCUCGGUCUGCAUCCAGUGUCAAGGACAACUUGCUGUACUGGUGUCAGUGCAAGACCAAGACUUACAAGAAUAUUAAAAUAGACAACUUCUCGGGCAGCUGGAGCGAUGGGCUUGCUUUCUGCGCACUCAUUCACCACUUCAUUCCGGAUGCCUUUGACUAUGAUGCCCUUGUGCCAACACAGCGCCGCAAGAAUUUUGAGCUAGCCUUCCGCGUUGCUGAGGAACGGGCAGAUAUUGCUCCGCUGUUGGAUGUUGAAGACAUGGUGAUGAUGAAGAGACCUGACUGGAAAUGCGUCUUCACCUACGUCCAGUCCAUUUACCGGCGGUUCAAAGAUGAGGACUAAACUACUUCCCAGCACCUCCAGCGCAGUAUUCCUUCAAACACAAGAAGUCCAACAAGUGCAUCUAGCAAUUUUCAAUUUAUAAUUUUAGCAUAUUAGACAUUCUUGCGGAAAGCUCUGCCUUUCAGUGUAAUUGCUGUGAUAAGCUCGGGCCUUGGAUAGUGUUUUAGUGGCUGGCUCCUUUGGAGGCAGUCUCACUUUUGAUUUCUCAAGAUGUUUUUCCCAUCACAUUUAAAUUGAGUCAUGCUUCUUUAAACGAAAAAUGUUUUAGAGAUUGAUUCUUUGUUUUUAAAAAUAUAUGACCUAAAUGUGGUGAAUAAUUCUCUCUUUCAUCUAGUCCAAGUUUUAUGUGUGUGUGAUAAUAGCAUGAAAAGUGAUGUGAUUUGCCUAUCCAAGCCUAGUGUUCUAUAGCUAUUUGUUGUUUAUCAUCAGUCUCACCUCUACUGAACAAAUUUGUUACAUUUCAUAAGUACUCUGAGGAACUGUCAUUUCACAUUUUACGUAUAUCUGGACUACAUUUGUUUAUGUUUUGUUUGUGCGUUGCCCUUCUUAUUUAUUUUAUGUUACCAAUUUUAUUAUAAAUAAUACAUCAAGACCUAGGUGUUGCCCAUGAUAUAGGCAUCCAAGAAGUGGUGAAUGAGUGUGCAGUUGCUUUCCCAUUUGUAGAUUUUUAAUUGAAGGAACCCAGCUCGUGUGUAACUAGCUUGCUGUAAAACUAAUUAUAUAAUUUUCAUUGCAGUUACUCUUUGUCUUUGUAUUUUUUUAUAUGAAAUAUUUUUAUAUGUAACUGGGUAUUGUCAUUAAUGUAGAUGUUUUUAAUUCUUUCGCACUCCUCUAACCAUCAUGAGAAGCAGAUAAGUAAUUCCUUUACACAAUAUUAGAGCCUUAAAAUAGUUAUCGCUUUUUUAAUCAAAAACGACAUGUUGAAUUAUCAGACAUAUACUUGUGAUGCAUUCAAACGUCUUAUGUUAUAUUUGAAAUUGUGCUUAAGUUUGCCUGAAUUUCUUGCAGUUAACUCCAGAAGCCUGCCUUUUACUUUCUUUGUUUAUUUUUGUCGUGAAUACGGAUUUAUUAACUAAUUAUACUCCACAAAAUACUGAAUGGUCAAGGCUGCAUUAAUGCUCUUCAGUUUAAUUGCUACACACUAAGAGUUCUUGCAGCAGUCCGAACUAUACGUACAUUUCCUAUUAUUUAUUGCAGCACAUGCCAUUUGUAUUUUACUUAAGAAUAAAUACCUGGAAAGAAAACA